CCCUGAGCUGGCAUGACGACUCUUGGAGCUCUGACAGGAAACUUUUCUUCUUGUUGCUCCGCACUUCAGCAGCAGCAGCAGCAGCAGCAGUCUUCAGACUCCAGCAGAGCUCCAUCGCUUUCAGCAGGAGUUUUUACUAUCUGAAAUGCACUUGACUGGACUCUGCGGGGUUUACGGGAGCUUCUCAUCUCACGACUGUUUACCUUCAUUUAUAGCCUGCGCGUCACUGAAGAUCUUCACGGGGAGACUUGUUGUUUUUUAGGAUACAUUUUUGAAUCAAAUGACAUUUAUUUGCCUUUAAGCGACACUGGACGUAUAAAGAUGGAGACGUUAUUUUACCUGCUUGCCGUCAUGGUGGCCCGGUUUAGUUUGGGUGUCGGAUAUGCGGAGUCCAGUGUUCAGACUGGACAGAGAGCCGCGAGCAGACACAGGAACUGGUGUGCCUAUGUGGUGACACGCACUGUUAGCUGUGUGAUGGAGGACGGGGUGGAGACGUAUGUCAAACCGGACUACCAACGCUGCACCUGGGGCCAGUGUCCUCGAGUGGCCUACCGGACAUAUAGGAGGCCAAGGUAUAAGGUGGCGUACAAAAUGGUGACAGAGAUGGAGUGGAAGUGUUGCCAUGGUUACUCUGGGGAAGACUGCCACGACGGGCCAAAGGGAACCACUGAACAGAAGGGAGUUGAAACCAAAGAAGGUGACAGUGAUAAGGUCAGACAGCUGGAGGAAACAAUCAAUGGUCUGACCAAAGACCUCCACAACAUGCAGACCACCAUUCAUGGCAUAAACCAGAGGCUGCCUGGUCUAAAUGGGGCCAUUGUCCCAGCUGAUGCAGCUCAGCCACACAUGAAAGAAACUAUCAACAGCAUCCAGACCAAACUGGAUCAUCUCUAUAACAGAACACAGGUCCAUGAUCAGACCCUGCUCAACAUCAACAACCAUCUGGUGAACGGAGGGGGCAACGAACUGGAUGGAGUCUCCAAAGGAGGAGGAAAUGGAGGGAACCAGCUGAACACUCUGAAGGAGGAGAUACUGACGGAGCUGGAGAGAAGGGUGUCUCUGUCUUGCUCUUCCUGCCAGGCCGGUGUGGAGGAUCUGAGGCGCCAGCAGCAGGAGGACAGGGACAGGAUCAGAGCCCUGGAGAAGCAUAUUAGCUCCAUGGACCAGCAUCUGAGGCAGAGUCUGGAAAUUUCCCGCAGUGAGACUGAGCGCUCCAAGGCAUGCUGCAACACUGUCACUGAACUAGAGAAGAGGAUGUCUGAUGUGGAGGUCCGGGUCACCUCCACUGCCAGCAAGUGUGAAGUCAUCAAAGGUCGACUGGAUAAAGAGCUAGCCGGGACAGGUGGAGGAAAGGGAAGGGUGACAGAGGACAGGUUUAACACCAGACUGAGAGACCUGGAGAAGAGGGUGAAUAACACGGUGAGGAAGACGGAGCAGAGGUGUACUAACACCGGAAACAACAUGAAGGACACGGUUCAGAGAGACGUCACACAGCUGCGCAACAUGGUAGUGAGUCGGCUGGAUGACCACAGCUCCAGGAUUGGCAAGAUAGAGCUGGAAGUGGCUGUUCUUGGAGACACAGUGACAGACCACAGCCGACGUUUAAGCCAGCUGGAGAACAACACAACCUUCCUGGACAGAAGGCUAACAGCAACCACAAAAAUGUGCAAUGAAACCUGCGGGCCUAGUGGAAAAGGCCAGAAGACUGAAGACACCGUGAAAACCCUAGAAUGGAGAGUUGUGGCCAACCAAGACGAGAUCCAGAAGUUUAACACUAGAUUAAAUGAUUUGUCUGUGUCGGGUGACUCGCUGUCUGACAAAGUUAUCAACUUAGAAGAUGAUGUCAAAAAAAUAAUUGCUGUGACAGGGAAGAAUGGCGAACGCUUCAACCGGAUUGUCACAGAGGUGGAAAAUUUGGGCCGUGAUUUUGAGGAGUGCUCUAUAUGCAGGAGUGUAAAGGAUGAUUUGCGCUUGCUCACCAACACCACUUUGACUGGCCUCGGCAGGUGCCAGACAGAACUAACAGAUCUGCGGAGAAAGGUCAACUCGGGAGAAACCGUCUGCUCUCAGGUGUGCUCCAACCUUCAGGAGGAGGUGGGACGACUUAGAGAGGAGGUGGAGAAGUGUACGGGACAGUGCAAAAACAACAUAAAUGAUCUGAAGGAUCGCCUGGAUGGUCACACUAUCCACAGUGGUAGAUUAGGAGGGGAUCUAAAGUCCAUCCAAGGAGAGAUAGCUGGGGUCAUGUCCACAUUCAACUCCAUUAAUAACACUCUGAGGGGCCUAGGAAGGACCGUACAGACGCAUGGGAACACACUGACCGAUCUGACCAACACCAAGGACAACAUCAUCUCUGAGGUGGACAAGCUGGAUAAGGAGCUGACGGAUCACCUUGAUGACUCAAAGAUUCGAUUUGGCAGCCUUGGCAAAGAAAUCCAAAUAAUAAGGAGCAACUAUGUGACAGAAGUAGGGGAGUGCCGACGGUCUAGCGAUGGCCUGGACCGAAGACUCUCCAAGCUGGAGGGGGUGUGCGGACGCUUUGACUCUGUUUCAGAGAGCCUGGAGAGGAUCAAGGAGGGCCUGAACCGACAUGUGUCUGGGCUGUGGAGCUGCGUUAAUGGACUCAAUAUCACAGUAAUGUCUCACGGAGAUCUUAUUGACAAUAUACAGCAUGUCCAGCUGGAGACAGUUCACUCCAACAUACACAGCCUGAACUCUUCAGUCGUGGACUUGGUCAAGGAGUUCCACGAUUUCUUCGAACAAGACUUCAUGGGUCCACCUGGUCUGCCAGGUCCCCAAGGAGAGACAGGCAAUCGUGGAUCCCCAGGUCCCGUAGGACCCCAAGGGAGGGUGGGACCUCCAGGUAGAGAUGGUCGUCAGGGACCAGUUGGACCCCCAGGUCUCAGAGGUGAAGAGGGUCCUGCAGGGUCUGAUGCCCACGUACCACGCCUUUCUUUCUCCGCUGCUCUGACUCGCCCGAUGAGAAGCGCAGGAACCAUCGUGUUCAACAAAGUCUUUGUCAAUGAAAAUAACGCCUACAACCCCCAAACAGGUUAUUUCACAGCUCCAGUCAGUGGGAAGUACUUCUUCAGCGGCAUUCUGACAGGCCACAAGAACAUGAAGAUCGAGGCAGUGCUGUCCAAGUCCAACACUGGCGUGGCCAGAGUGGACUCAGCUGGGUAUCAGCCUGAAGGCCUGGAGAAGCCAAUGGCAGAGGCCAAACACAUACCUGGAGCUCUGGCUGUCUUCAACAUCAUCCUGCCCAUGGAGGAAGGGGACACCGUCUGUAUCGACCUCGUCACUGGCAAGCUGGCGUUCUCCUCUGAACCCUUGACCAUCUUCAGCGGGAUGUUGCUGUACGAAAACAUCUGAUUUGAUGGGCAAUAUGGGUGAAACUUUCAGCACGAGAGCAUCUAAUUUGUCUGCUUGGACUCUAAGAGACAGAGCCACUGGACACUGGACAGUCAGUGAGACUGAAAUAACAGGAAUAUCUCUGAGAGGAAGACUGGAUUCUUUCAGCAAGGAGAGCACUUCAUUAUAUUUUACUUAAGUGCUAAGAAGGAAGAAAGAAGAUUUUCCUUGUCAGCAACAGUUACAGUUUGUUUUGUGUUUCACAACUUUUAGGAAAACAACAAAGAGCAAUUGUGUUUUUUUAUUCUUUGACAUGUUUCCUACAGAAAAAAAGCCACUGCAGGGUUAUCUUAUAAUUCCAUAUUACAUGCUGUAAACUUGAAUUCUUUUGUGAUUACUGCAAGAUAGCCUUCAGGUCUCACGUAUGUUAAUGAAAGGAACUUUGGUAGGAUGACAAAAGACUAAGGAUGUGGGUUUUUUGUUUGUAAUCCACCCACAGCAUAUCAAAUAUACAGAGGUUAUUGCACACUCAGUUUUUUUUCUGUUUCUAAUGUAGUUUCUUUUCUUAUUACUAACAGUUUCAAUUCGACCACAAUCACAAUUCCCAGAAACACAAUGCUUGAAUGCCAAUUUUGUUGGAAAAAAUGCAGCGUGAUUUAGGCGGGAGAGGGGACUCAGUCCAAACCACUAUUCUUUACAAGGAAAUGCACAAAUGAAGUCACCGACAGUUCAGUCGAGAAACCACAGGAUUUUAUAAAUCAUACAACAGCAAAACACAAAAGACCAUUUUAGGACAUAAGCUAUGCCCAGAAACACAAAGGGGAGGAGGAGGAUGGCCAGGGGGAAGAAUGGGGAUUUUUUCCCCCUGUGUCCUAAUAAGGGCCAUCUAAACUUUGUAGAGGAUCAAGUAUUUAAAGUUAUGAAGCUGUUACUAUCUGCUCAUCUUACAAUGGAAUUUUCAUUUAAAACUAACGACAACAAGUAAUGCAGCCACACAUACCUGUGUUUAUAUGCUACUAAUGCUUUUUCUUGAACACACACACACACACACACACACACACACACACACACACACACACACACACACACACACACACACACACACACACACACACAAACACUCCCUGCCUUCAGAAGUCUAAUUAAAAUACCUCCAGGAGAAAACAUGUGCACGAUGUAAAGUUUGUAGAUAUUCUUGAAUGGAUUUGAAAAGGAACAUUGCACAUUUUCAGCAGAUUAUUCAGCAGAUUUGGUCUGAUGUUGCAUUAAAUUGAAAUUAAUAAGGAAAUACGCCUCUUUUUUCCGCUGUGUUCAGUGUGGGAAUGUCAUUUUAUGUGUUUCUAAACAUUGUAUAACCUUGAUGGAAUGUAAAUAUUUUAAGCAGUUUUGCCCAUAUAAGAUUUUUAUGAGUUACCACUUCACCUUGCCAGGUACUGUAUGUUUUGUAUAUGUGUUUUCCACAUGUGUGCCUCAAAUACAGAUACCCAGUUUUACACAGGUGAU
Scomber scombrus (Atlantic mackerel) is the source of this 4854-nucleotide messenger RNA. It is a transcript of the gene emilin1a, whose product is annotated as elastin microfibril interfacer 1a. The coding region runs from base 322 to 3372 and encodes 1016 amino acids. Gene Ontology annotation, molecular function: protein binding. NCBI's taxonomy places the organism in Eukaryota, Metazoa, Chordata, Actinopteri, Scombriformes, Scombridae. The transcript is spliced from 12 exons. The record is from RefSeq and is a predicted model, not a curated record.